Schistosoma bovis is the source of this 1049-nucleotide messenger RNA. The record is from the annotation of a GenBank genome assembly. Lineage: Eukaryota; Metazoa; Platyhelminthes; Trematoda; Strigeidida; Schistosomatidae.
AUUUAAUUACUUCAAGUUAGUUUUCACUAGUAUUAUUAAUUUGACAAUAGUAACAGAGGUUCAAUGCAUCAAAUGAAAAUAGUAACUUAGUGAAUUUUGGAUUAUCAAAAUGGUACAAUAUACAGAAUUACGACAAUUUAGAACUGUGGAAUUAUCAUGUACUGGAUUAUUAUUUCAUCAUGCAAGACCUCAAGAUUUUGUAAAAUCUCAAUGGAUGUGUUUCACACCGAAAUAUUUCACAACAUAUCGUGUAUCUCUGGCAAUUCUUUUGUUGGUAUGGAUCAUAUACGAUAUUGUUAUAGAAACAAUCAGACAUUUCGAUCAUUCUGAAUAUAGUUGGAUCACAUAUGGUACAAAUUGGGCAUUUCUGAUACUUACCAUAGUUCAUAUAUCACUAACUAUCUACUGCUUGAUUUACAACAUAAAAUAUCCUAACAAUGAACCAAGAUAUUAUCAAUUGAUAUGGUUUCUGUAUAAUUUAUCAUCAACAUGUAUACUUGUGGUUUCUGUCAUAUAUUGGUUUUCAUUGUCGACCAUUCCAUUGAAUGUAUUCGCAAGUUGGCAGAGUCGAGUUAAACAUUCAUUGACUUCAGUCUUGGUCGUAAUUGACACAUGCCUUUGUGCUAUUCCGAUGCGAAUGAUACAUGUCAUUUAUCCUUGCCUACUCGGUGUGAUAUAUAGUUUAUUCACAUAUUUGUUUUGGUUACUCGGUGGUGCAGGUCCUCAUAAUAAAGGACAAAUUUAUCCUUCGAUUGAUUGGAGUAAACCACAAUCAACAAUACUAGCCUGCUUUAGUGCUCUGAUGUCUGUUAUUUUAUGUCAUGCCACACUUUAUAUAAUCUAUUUCAUACGAGUGAAUAUAAGCGCUAAAUUAGGUGGUCGAGGUUUCGUGCUCGUUAAAGAAUCGAAGGAGCAACAGUGUUAUGACAAUGAUGAAUUUGAUUUGAGCGAAGAGAUCAGUGAGGAUGGCAAGCAAACUUUCCAGAUAAGGAAGAUAGAAAAUCCACAAACAAUGUAUCAAAAAUAUGGUACAAUUGAAUAGAACAUUA